CUUCCACCAGUUCAGACUAGUUUAUUGUGUUAAGACUAUAUUAAUACAAAAUUAUUCAAUUUUUUGAAAAUUGAUUGAUAGCUAUUUAUCAGAGUAGUUGUUGAGUUAAUCAAGCUAAUUUGAAAACUAAGACGAUGACUGACUUCACUGGUGUUUACAAACUGCAGUCGGCCGAUAACUGGGCUGCCCUACUCAAAGAGAUUGGUGUGGAUGAGGGACUCGUCGAGAAACUGAAUCCCACUUCGGGCCAGUUCGCCAUAACUUGUAAUGACGGCACCUAUACUUUAACUCAGAGUUCCGAUCAUUUUAAUCGCGAAAUGACAUUUGAAUUGGGAGUGGAGUUUGACGACAAACACUUGGACGGCUCACCCAUUAAGUCGCUAAUCAUAGCAGACGGCAAUAAACUGAUCCAGACCACUAAAGCUGAUGAUAAGGAGUUAAAGGUUGUCCGAGAAUUCAAUGGAAAUGUGGUGAAUAUA
This is a messenger RNA of Oppiella nova, 479 nucleotides long. The record is from the annotation of a GenBank genome assembly. NCBI's taxonomy places the organism in Eukaryota, Metazoa, Arthropoda, Arachnida, Sarcoptiformes, Oppiidae.